Acipenser ruthenus (sterlet) is the source of this 2644-nucleotide messenger RNA. RefSeq names its product adhesion G-protein coupled receptor G5-like. Gene Ontology annotation, cellular component: membrane. Gene Ontology annotation, biological process: adenylate cyclase-activating G protein-coupled receptor signaling pathway; cell surface receptor signaling pathway. The transcript is spliced from 14 exons. Lineage: Eukaryota; Metazoa; Chordata; Actinopteri; Acipenseriformes; Acipenseridae. The record is from RefSeq and is a predicted model, not a curated record. Gene Ontology annotation, molecular function: G protein-coupled receptor activity. The coding region runs from base 210 to 2180 and encodes 656 amino acids.
GCACUGAGGUUAAAGGGGAGGUUCUCAGCAGCCAGCAGCUCGCUCACUCUCUUAACAAUUUGGGACAAACACUGCUCUACUGUUAAUGAAAAUAGGCUCCUGGCCCCUUCCUGCCAUUCAAUUCUGAACGCAUCGCCGAACAAGGGGGAAAGCCAAGGAGCUCUGUUAAAGAUUGUUGUGUGGAAGCAGGAGAACCCACAGGAGAGAUCAUGUGCUCAGUGACAUUGGGGCGGAUUUGUACAUUUCUACUUCUUGUUUGCUUUCUGAAUGACGGGAAAUGCGAAAGAGACUUCCAAUUCUGUGGUGUUAGAAAGCACAGCAAUGAGACUCAGAAGCUCCAGCUGAACGUGACGCGAGGCUGCCACGGUCUGAGCAUCUCAAGCACCGUGGAUACCCUGUUCAUUGGAGGAGAGCUCACUAUCAGCUGUGUGAACACAUCCAGCAUCAUCCUGCCCCAGGUCUCAGGGCUGGAGACUCCUUUCUGUGUGUACUGGGACGGGUUCCUGGACUUACUGCGGCUCGAAUACAACACAACUAGAAAUUUUACUCUCUGUGGUCCUUCGACUCCGCAGACCAAUUGUUGCACCGACUUAUCCUUAAACAAGAACAGUGGCAGUAAAGAUGUUGGGAUUCUCAAUGGAAGUGUACGUGGAGAUAUUAUUAAAGAGAAUGCCCAGGAAUUAUAUAUCUUCAAAGGGGAAAGCGAUCGAUGUGACAACGCGGUUUGUGAAGACCUGUUAAACACCAGAAAUGGACAAACAGCUAUGAAAUCGGGGCGAGAGGAUGAGUUGGAGAGGUUACUGAUGCAGUCAAAGUUCACGAGAGACAUGCAACACUUCGAACUGCCCUGUGGGAUCCAGACAACAGCCUUUAUAUUGGAACCUGAUUUUAAGGGCAAUACCGUGGUGCGACAGAAAGACAGUGUCCCUGGCAUCAACAAGCCCCCCUCCGUGUACAUCCCCCCCACUCUGCUGGGAAACAAACCCAGGGCACGGAAAGCACCAAAAGUUGUCUGUUCAUUUUAUAACAACAACAGCCUUUUCCAGGACAAAAACAGCAUGAUUUUAAACGGGGAUGUCGUUGGGCUGACGGUUGAAAACGAAGUCAUCGCAGGCCUCGUUGAGCCAGUGGUUUUUACCUUUUUUCACAAGAAGCAACCAGAGAAUAUGACGAGAACAUGUGUUUUCUGGGAUGGGCUGCCACAUGAAGGGAAAAUGUUUUGGAAUGAAUCCGGUUGUAAAACUUUGGAGAGUGACACUCAAACUGCAUGUCAUUGCGAUCACUUGACCUAUUUUGCAGUGCUGUUGCAAAUUUCUAAUAAGACUGUGCACAAUCUGGAAGCCCAGACACACAUCACCUACAUCGGAUGUGUGACCUCUGCCUUGUGCUGCGUUCUCACUAUCGGGCUGUUUUUGUGUCAGAGGAAAUCCACUUCCAACAAAUCCAGCUUGAUCCACAUGAACCUAGCCGUGGCUCUGCUCCUGCUGAACGUCAGCUUUCUUUUAAAUAUGACUCUGGCUUCUCUGUGUAAUGAAAGAGUGUGCACCUUGCUGGCCUUCAUGCUGCAUUACUCCCUGCUCUGCUCCUUCACCUGGAUGGCAAUCGAAGCCUACAAUGUCUACAGGCUGCUGUGUAAGGUGCUUAGCACGUACACGAGUCAAUACAUGCUCAAGCUCUGCCUUGCGGGCUUUGUUCUCCCUGCUGCUCUUGCCAUUGGAUUAGCUUCAGGGGGGUUUUAUGGUUCGUAUCUCAUCACAUCCUCAACAGGCACUGAAACAACAAUGUGCUGGAUACUGGAACCGCUGGUCCAUUACAUCGCAAACGUUGGGUACUUUGCUGUGAUUUUCCUCUUCAGUACCUCCAUGUUGGUGGUUACAGUCGUCAAGAUCAAACAUGCAGAGAAACAGAAAUGCACUCCAGAGAGGAGCUCCUGGAAGCUGGUCUCCUCGGUGCUGAUGCUCACCUGUCUGUUUGGAACCACCUGGGGGCUGAAUUUCUUCUCCUUCACCUUUACUGGACAGCUGUUAUCCACCAUCCUAAACUCCCUGCAAGGUUUCUGCCUUUGUGUGCGUUACUUCCUUAUGAGACCCAAACAAGGCACCGAUGGAUCCAGGUCAAGCAAGUUUUUGUUGGGUUCUUCAUCCAGUAAUGCUGCAGAAUCGAAAUCACUGAACUCUUAGUAGUGCAAGCACAUGUGCAUCUUCAGCAGAGAUCAUGCUACGCUGUGUGUUAAAUGCAUCUGUUGCCACUAGGCCUACAAUAGUAAAUAUGAUAGCAUUUGAAUAGAAAUACAUUGUUAAACCCUUAAAACACACAAGCAGAAAAUGGCAUUAUCAAGCCCCAGAAUUCCGACUGAAGAGAUUCCGUUUCAGCAUUUUUAAAGCUCUUUAGUUGUGCAAUGUGCUGAGGCCUUUUACUUCUCUUUUCUAUCAGCGGUAUGCUGUCUUAAGCUAUCUAACAUUCUACAUGCAAUAAAUGUUUUUGUUUAACGGUGGGGGACGGGGGGACAUUUUUAUUAGUUUUUUCACUGUUAAGUUUUACCUAUUAUUUGUGUAAAUUAAAUUUAUUUUUCAGUUAUUGUUUGAAUAAAAAUGGUUGUUGUCUUAAUAAUAUAUAUAUUUUAAUAAAGUUUAUAAGUAUGGUA